Messenger RNA from Cornus florida, 2324 nucleotides. RefSeq lists its product as uncharacterized. Lineage: Eukaryota; Viridiplantae; Streptophyta; Magnoliopsida; Cornales; Cornaceae. The record is from RefSeq and is a predicted model, not a curated record. The coding region runs from base 978 to 1514 and encodes 178 amino acids. The transcript has 9 exons.
GCCCUAAUCCAUCAGCCGUUCUCUCGCCUUUUCAUCACAGUCGCGCCUUCCAUCCCAGCUCUCUCAUCACGCCUUCCAUCCCAGCUCUCUCAGCCGUUCUCUCGCCUUCCAUCACAGCUCUCUCAUCACGGUCUCGCCCUUCCAUCACCGGUCGCGCCUUCCAUCACAGCUCUCUCAUCACACCGUUCUCUCGCCUUCCAUCUCAGCCGUUCUCUCGCCUUCCAUCACAGCUCUCUCGUGGUUUCGUCCUUCCAUCACCGGUCGCGGCCUUCCAUCACCGGUCAACGAUUCGAACUUCUUCAAGUGAAAGCUUGAACCAUCACUCUCUCUGUCUUCCUAUUCCCAACCCAACUAUUCCUAUUCCAGACAUCAUCUAAGUAGAUUUUGAAGCAAUUCAGCUUCGAGUGCGUAGGGGAAGAAGUGUCGUCAUCAAGCCGGGAAUACGGAAACAGCCAAAGCAGUAAACAAGAUCAGGAGGAAAUAAUCGAUUGUAGCUUGGAUUAUUGGAACAAGUUUUGUCGUUGAUUAGUCUGAUUUCGUUUUUCAGUGUGACCACUAUAAUUCAGUCUUUGUCUCGGUUUCCUUCACAUUAGCAAUCAAGAAGGGGAUAAUUCGCAUUUGAUUAGCUAAUAUUCUUUGAAGAAGGAUAAAUAAUAAGCUGACAAUGAAACGAACGGUUAGUGAAGUGGAAAAAGUGAGCGAACAAAAUACUGAAGCUUCAACUUCAAAAUCAUCCCAACCACCGCCGAAGAAGAGACGGGGCCCGACACGAUGCAAGAAUGUUGUAAACGCAACAACCUUAUUACCAUUAAGGGUUAAUAAGUUUGGACAGCCGAUCAGCCGUGGAAGUGGUACAUAUACUAAUUAUUUGGGAACACUUGCCCGGAAUGCUAAAUUGGCUCCUAUGUGCUACAAAACUUGGUGGGAGAUGCCUAAACAGCUGAAGAAGGAUAUGUGGAAUGUUAUAAAGGGAAAGUAUGAUAUGGGAAUCCUGUCAAAACAUUAGACAAUAUCCUCUAUCAGAAAAAAAAAAAUGGAGGGGCUACAAGUGUGAAUUAAAAAGUGAAUAUUACUCGGUUAGGGAUACAGAUGCAGAAAGAUUGGCAAACCCACCACCUAAUGUUGAAAAGGAGCAUUGGGAAUUUUUGGUUAGGCAUUGGGGUACACCUAUUGCGAAGGAGGUCAGUAAAAAAAACAAAGAACGUCAUGGGAAGCAGACAAUAAUGCAUACUACAGGGACAAAAAGCUUUGCACGUGUUUCUGCCGAGAUUGAGGAAGACGAAGGUAUUCAGCUUUCUUGUGCAGAUUUAUUCAUUCGCACACAUGUAAAUAAGGAUGGCAAAGCCACUGAUGCUACUGCUUCGGAGAUGAUUGAAAACAUAAAAGAACUUCAAAAAAGUUACUCUGACUCGCCUAUUGGUAGUUCUAAUGAUUUGUUCUCCAUUGUGAGGGGAGAAGAGAGAACUGGUCGUGUGCGGAUGCUUGGCUUUGGGCCUACACCAAGCGAUGUUUAGGGGCCCUCUCCUAGUAAAACUGAAUUGAUUAAUAAUGCGAAAAAAUCUGAUGAAGAGGCACAUGCUGCACCUGUAGAGUUGUAGGAGACCAUUUAAAAAAUGCAAGCUGACUAUGACAACAAGUUGGAAAAUUUACAAGCCAACUAUGAUGACAAGUUGGAAAAUUUACAACAAUAGGUGGCUAUGCUAAUGCAAAUGCAACAACAAAAUUGUAGUGGACAGGUAUAUUUAUUAUUAGUUUUAUUCUUUACUAAAUAUAUGUUUACUUGUACCAAGAUUUUAUGUAUUUUGUUUUCUUAUUUUGAAGGGUUCUGAUUUGUUAAAUGCUCCUCCUAGAGUAUCCCCAAAUUCAUUAUCUAGUCGUGAUGCCAAUUCAAUUAAGGUUAUGAACUUUUAAUUUCUUUUAUAUAUAUGUUAAAUUUUCAUUUAUUAUAAUGUGUGCGUAAUGAAUUUAUAGAAAAUGUAGGGUAAUUCAAAUCAAAUGGGCAAGAAGACUUGUUGAAGUUGAAGAUAGGGUCGUGACUGUGCUUUUUGAAUUUCGUUCGCCUUGGAUGGGUUCUUUUUGAAAAACUUGUACUACAUUUGUCAAAAAUUGUUAAUUCUUUUUGUCUGACAUUUAGUAGCUUUAUUUAGACAAUUUGGAUGGCAGGUUAACUUGUGGUUGUAUUAGUAUACAUUUUUGCUUUUUGGUUGACAUUUACCAGCUUAACUUGUGGUUGUAUUAGUAGCCAAUUUUGAUGGUAAUUUUCAUAUUGGCAGGGUUAACUUGUGGUUGUAUUAUGUAAAAAUAAUUUGGAUGGUAUUUUUAUA